UUUGAAAUAAGAUGGAAGCUAAGGAUAACAUUACAAUCAAAAUAGAGCGGUUCAAGGAAACAAUGAACCAUAAUCUCCAAGAAGUCGCUCAGUCAAAACAACUUUUGAUGCCAGAUAACCAGGUGGAUUCCGAUGAGGAACAAAUGGUCUCACUUUCUCCCUUUAUGAAGCAAUGUAAUUCUGUAAGGUCAAUUACAAGCAGUGACUCGGAUGAUUUUGAGAGGUCAGAAUCCCCUGGAACCUUUAAUAUCCACAAUAGCCCCCUUGUCAGGAGUCGGGAAAUCCUAGAGAAAAGGAAGGGAAAGAGUACAAGGUAUAAUCCUGACUUACUCCAAAAGUUAUUUGACUCUAAACUCAAAGAAAUUAAGCCGUUUUUGAAUAAAGAAAUCGGAAAGCAGGACGAAAGGAUCCGAUACGUCCUAGAAACUUUGUGAAAGGACUUUCUGGAUAUUCUGAUUUAUGAGAAGCCUCGAGAUAUUUCAAUGAGCUACAUUAACCUGCACAAUUUCGAUAAAGCCCUUGUUGAGAUGAUCAAGAGUCAUAAGUAUAAAUAAAAUGGGCAAAGAAAUAGAGAAUAUCGAGGGAGAUUUAAAAUAAGGAAUGCAUGGACCUACUCUGAACUAUCAAUUUUGAGGACCUAGACAAGGACUCCCCCAUUUCGCCGACAACUCAUAAGAAUACUGAUUUAAAUGAACUCUCAAAUUUUGAACUUAAGGUAGCUAAGACCUUAAGGGAUGAGAUAAUUCCUUCUCCAAUUAAGAGAGUUAAUUCUUCAUUGCUUGACAACAUUAAAAUGGCACUCGAGAAGGCAACCAAAAGGAUCAAACAGCAAGACGAGCAGUUCAGAGAUAUGAGGUAUAAAUAUCUCAAAGAACUCCAGGCUUACAGAGAUCAGCUAUUCAAACUUGAGAACUAUCCUGACAACUUCGAGCCAAUGGAUGUGAAGUACUUCACAGGACUCGAGAUCCUUGAUGAAAAGACAAGAGAGAUCCUUGAUAAGAAGGUAAAGACAAUUACUGAGGAUUACAACUUCAAGCUGCUCAGGAUUCAUACUCAUAACAUGAAGCUUGAAGAUAAGAUCAAGAAGUUCGAGUUACUGUGAAAGGGUAAGAAUGUUGCUAUCUCAAUCAACGAGCUCAACGCCGAUGAUAUCGUGCAAAAGCUGUCAAUUGUGGAGAGCGAUGCUCUUCCCAUAUGGGAAGGCUUCGUUAAGCACUAUGGCAAUGGCUUCUUCAACAAAAUGAUCGAGAAAGAGUUCGGUAUUAACCCUGAUACCCACGAAGAGAUUGGUAAUAAAUUUGGCCAAGAGGUCAACAACAUCAGGCUUGAAAUGAUCGAAAAAUUUGAAAAACUAAGUAAAGAGUCUAAGGAACACAUUGAUCAACUAAAAACCAAGCUCAGACAAAAGCAGACAGAGAUGCUAGCUUUAAGAGAAAACCAGGAAGAAGAAAUCACCAAACUUCGUGAAACCAUGAAGAAAGAACUCGAACUGUACUUUAGCGAAGAGAAAGCAGCUGAUUUUAAAAUCUACGAUGCUGAGAAAAGUGACCAAUACAAGAUCAUAAAAGAUCUUGAGGACCAACUCAAGGAUUAUCAAGAUGGGAAAUCUCCAAGAAAAAUAGCUGAAGCAAAGUCUAAGGCCAAAGCAGAAGAGUUCAAGAAUUUUCUUUCUCAAGUAAAAGGAGACAGUCCUCGAAAGGAAAAAUCAAAACCUUCUGUUGAAGAUCAAAAAGAAUCGAAAGAAGAACAGAUCACCAAAAGCAAGGAUUGGCCCUUACCAAACCAAGAUAUUAUAGAUGACCUUAGGGAAAAGAAUAAAGAGAUAGAGAAAGAGAUGCUUAACUAUAAAUACCUAGCAACCGUUGGGGAGAAAGAUCUUAAAAGGGUGAAAGAUAAAUAUAAAAUUGCAAUGAACGACAUCUCGUUCCUUAAAGAUACAAACGACAAGCUCAGAUCUGAGACCGACUCAUUUGAUAACAUCUUAUCAUCUUUGCAGAAUGCGAACAAGGAGAAUUCAGGAUAUGUCUCAGCGCUAGAGUCUGAUAAUGAAUCAUUAAAAUCCCAAGUAAAGAAGCUUACAUCCAUAAUGCCACCAAACAGACUAGCAUUACUCGAUAAGCAGAGUCCAUUUGCCAUUAUAAACAAGCAGAAACAGAAAGCUCAGUUUCAAAUGAAUGCUAAUUAUCUCUCAACUCAAAGAGCCUUACUUAGAGAAGCAACUAUGGGUAGAGGAACCCAGACUGAUAUCUGCGGAACAGAUCAGGAACUAGUCGGAACAGUCACUCAAUCUGUCAAUAUUGAUGUCCCAGUUUUCGAAAAGGAAAUCCAAGUGGAAUUUGGAAAACUUGAAACAACCGAAGCCGAAGUCGAAACUGAUCUUAAAAUUGAAGAUAUUAGUCACAAAGAAGAUCAGAUAAAGAAAUUAAACGAUGAGAACUUCAAGCUUGAGAAAGAAGUCUCUCACCUAAAUGACCUUGCCUCUGAAAGAGAGUCUGAAUUCAAUGCUAGCCUUAAACGGAUCCAUACUCUCGAACGAACCAAAGGGGAACAAGUAGAUAAUGAGAAUAACAUUGCCCUGAAUGAGUGUGACAAAAUCGAUGAGGAUAGUGAAACUAGUAUCUCCCCCACUUUCAACAGAACAAAUGAUAACCUGCAAGAUCAUAAGAAAGAUGAAGAGAUUGUCAAUAAGCUUGACAAUAUCAUCCAGACCAGCGAUAGAAGAAAAAGAAUGAGGAAGAAUGUUGAGCUAAACCAACCUAACACAGGCCAAGUGAUGGAGAAGUUUGACCAACUAUACACAAUUUGGAAAAAGAAAUUUGAAGCAACAACUAGCGACAUGAAAGAUGAUGAGGUUGAUAUCAAAGUGCCAACAACAAUCCCUGAGGAGUUUAACGAAGUGUUACAACAAGCCUUGAGCCAGAUUUCAUUCCCUCUUGCUCCAGAGCAACUGAAUUAUAGCACUAUAUCUCAUUUACCUAACAAACAGAAUUAUGACUUGACUGAAUCGGCUCAUAAGAAUUCGUAUUCUCCUCCUGGAGGUCCAAAGAUUGAAUGGUUGCCGAAACCUAAAAAGGCAAGAAAAAGAGUAAAAACUAUUGUAAAAAGGCCAGUAUUUAACAUUUUUCCAUUCAAUCUCCGCUGGAUGGAUAAAAUAAUGACCAACGCUCAUGAAAAAUCAAAGCUUGUUCAGAAUGUAGCUACACAGACUCCAUCCGGACCAGAAGAGUUUGAAAACUUGAUUUCAUCCCAAGAUGUUAGUCUGAAUAUCGAGAAUAAUGAUAUCAAUCCUUACAAUUAUGAAAGAUCUUCUAAGACCAAGACUGUACAAUGAAGUCCCACAAUAAAAACUAGGCACAUUAAGAAAUCCAAAGCUGAACAUAACUUAAGCGUUAAUCGUUCAAUUGACAAUCCCACAACUCGCGGACCUAGCGCCAUUGAUGGGCUGAGGAGUAAAUACAACCACAAAAAGUCAAAAUCCAUUAGUAAAAAUUCCAAUAUGUACCCAGCGACAUAUACUAAGAAAUCCAAGCUCUUCAGCAGACGGACUAAGACCCUUCUUCAAAACCAGUUUGAGAAAGGAACUUACAAUGAGUAUCAAAAUCAGAACUCCAAGAAAGGCCAAAACCCAGAAAGUUCCUUCAGAUAUACCAACAGCCAGCUCUUUGAUGAAGAAAAUGAGGAGAUUCUCAGCAGGAACUGCGAUACCUCUAUGUCAAUCAGAGAGACUUCCAAGGGUAAAGGUGGCCGCAGGAGUCAGGUCUUUAUGAAGAAUAUGCACAUGAGCUACUAUAAAUCCCUAAAUCAAACAGUUGCGAAUAAAAAGAACAGAAAACCAAGCAUAAAGCAUAUGGCUGUCGGAGGCAAGAAUAUAUUCAAACCAAGAAUCAUGAAUGAUGGCUCCACAGGUAGAGAGAAUAAUGUGGCCGAUGCUUACCCUCCUAAGAAAUCUGCUGAGAUCAACAUGAAUCUUAUUAUUUCGAAGAAGAAAAAGAAGAAUAGGAGAAUUAUCCAGAACAUCGAUGAUAACCAACCAUCAGCAAGAAAGUAUCAACAAUUUACAAAGGAAGGAGACCAGGAAGGAGGCCAUACAACAGAUGAAAGACCUAUAACAGCCUUAGCAGAAUCUGAAUUUUACACUAAUACAGUUCAGUAUCCCCCAGCUGAAUCUGAUGGAAGAAAAUCCUCUAUUGGGAUGGAUAAUGAAGAGAUGACAUUUGUAGGUAAAGAAGGCUUAUUUGGAGAUGUUUCACACAAAAGAUCCAUUUCUCAGAUAAACCAUGAUUAAAAAUGCUUCAAUCA
This is a messenger RNA of Moneuplotes crassus, 4299 nucleotides long. NCBI's taxonomy places the organism in Eukaryota, Ciliophora, Spirotrichea, Euplotida, Euplotidae. The record is from the annotation of a GenBank genome assembly.